Acyrthosiphon pisum (pea aphid) is the source of this 1352-nucleotide messenger RNA. RefSeq lists its product as uncharacterized. The record is from RefSeq and is a predicted model, not a curated record. Bases 357 to 1022 code for a protein of 221 amino acids. Lineage: Eukaryota; Metazoa; Arthropoda; Insecta; Hemiptera; Aphididae. The transcript is spliced from 2 exons.
AAAUAGAUUUUGUUCAGGAAAUACUAAAAGGGAACCAAAAAUGAAUAUAAUCGGACAAGGUAGAAGUACAAAUAGAGGGGGAGGACGUACCACCCCCAAUUAAAUAAAUGAAAAUUAAAUAUAAAGUAAUAAAACAAAAUAUAUAAAAAUAUAAUGUAAUAUAGUAAUUAAAUAUGUAAUAAGAAACAUAAAAUAAAUUAAAUGUAAUAAUGCUAGUACGUAAUAAAAAUAUAAAUAAUCAACAAUUAGUAACAAAUAAGAAAAUAUUUUAUUUUUUUUAACAUAAAUAAAGGUGUUAUUAGUUAAAUGUACUAACAAAUUUUAAAAAAAUUAGAAGGGAAGUCAAAUUCGUCAUCAUGGACUUUGAGUUUUCCAUGAUGAAUAGAACAAGUAUGGUUUUAAUAUCUGGAGCCAUAUCAAACAGUUUGGACAAGUGCAAAAUUCGGAAGCUAGAGGGAAGACCGAUCCUCUUACCACUUCAUGAACAAGUAAGAAUAAUGAAAGUUCAUGAAUUACUGUUGGCAAGGAAGGAAAUUAAGCGGAUCUUCAAAUGCAAAGAGGUACUCCGGACGGCUUGUCUUAUGCAACUUGAUAAAAGUAUGAGUUCGAAAUUAAAUAAUUUAACACCGGAAUUCAUAGAAAACUAUAUAACAAGUGGAGAUAAAAUUAAGGUAAUAGUAUUGUGGAAUGGACAUUCUGAUAGAAAUGUACUAAAAAGGUUAAAUAUAGACAAAUUUGAAAUUUUAAACAUAACGUGUUAUGAUAAGAGUCUCACGCAAGAAUUUACAGUACAAUUUGAGAAAUUAAGAACGAAAGAAAUAAUAUUUGAAUACGAUAUAGGAUCGUUUCAAAAAAAUGGUAGAUUAUUGAAUUUGGAAGAAACACAUAGUGUAAUGUGUACGAAAAAACAUAGAAUGACGUAUGCUCACGACCCGAAAACGGACGUGAGACUUACAAAAUGUGUUUUCAACAAAAUGGUAGGGAAACAGGGAUACGCAAAUUUAAUAAAACAUUUUAAUUAAAGUAACACCGUGAGGCACCUAUCAUACAUGUUAAUAAAAAAAAAAAAAAAUAAAUAAAUAAAUAAAAAUAAAAAUAAUAAUUCAAAUGAGUUGAAUUACAGAAUAUAAACAAAUGGAAAUAAGAUUAAAAAAAAUCGGUACGGCAUAUAACAAUGAGUCAUGUGAUCUAAUAUUAUUACAUUUUUGAUCGGUGGUUCGUUGUUAUAUCCCGGACGGACUAAAACAUUCGAGGAAAGAAAUAGAGACAUUUGAUCAGUUGGUGUUUCGUUCAAGGGUUAGGAAUAUAUAAAUCGGAACAUUGAACGCAAGCAUUAACGGAUUAAAUGGCUA